GUCGCUGGAGGUGCCUGCAUUGAGCAACUCACGGACGGGCAGAUGACUCAGCUGAAGACAUUUGCGGAUAAGGAUUACUUUGGUGACGGGGAUGAUAUGCAAGGAGGAGGAAUUGCAAAGCAGGCGGCUUCAACGUUUAUUUUGGAAACCGAUGGCGUCGCGAAAAGCCCGCUCUUUUCUUUUAUCCAUGUACUUGCGUCUUUUAGUUUUAGUGGGUGCUCUCUCACUUUGAUGCUCAAGGUCGUGUUCUUGCUCUCUUUUUUGACUUCUUUUCGACUGUUAGCUUUCUUGAUUUGCAUUUGCCUGAGGUCUAUCGCUCUGAUCAGUAGGGGCGCUUUCUCGUCCUUGUAGCUUGUGAAUUUGUUUCGCCUCAAAUCUUUGCUCUCAAAUCAAUACUAUACCACACAGAACGACCUCGCGGGGGCGCUGACAGACAUCCC
Messenger RNA from Amoebophrya sp. A25, 440 nucleotides. Lineage: Eukaryota; Dinophyceae; Syndiniales; Amoebophryaceae. The record is from the annotation of a GenBank genome assembly.